Cyprinus carpio (common carp) is the source of this 674-nucleotide messenger RNA. Its product is annotated as lysozyme C. NCBI's taxonomy places the organism in Eukaryota, Metazoa, Chordata, Actinopteri, Cypriniformes, Cyprinidae. The record is from RefSeq and is a predicted model, not a curated record. Gene Ontology annotation, molecular function: lysozyme activity.
CUUCCACUCUCCAUCUGAACUCCUCUUCAGACACUGACAGUGAUUUUGAGAGUAGCACUGCAGAUAUGAAGGUGACUAUUGCUGUCUUGUGUCUGAUGUGGCUGUGCUUGUGUGAGAGCCGCAGACUGAAACGCUGUGAUGUUGUCCGUAUCUUCAAGCAAGAGGGACUUGAUGGCUUUGAGGGAUUCUCAGUUGGCAACUAUGUGUGCACGGCCUACUGGGAAAGCAGGUUUAAGACCCACAGAGUGCGUUCAGCUGAUACCGGGAAAGACUAUGGAAUCUUCCAGAUAAACAGUUUUAAAUGGUGCGAUGACGGCACUCCAGGUGGAAAGAACAAGUGCAAAAUACCCUGUUCAGAUUUGCUUAAGGAUGACCUGAAAGCUUCAGUUGAAUGUGCAAAGCUCAUUGUGAAAACCGAAGGACUGAAAUCAUGGGAUACCUGGGAAAAUUACUGUAAGGGGCGUAAGAUGUCACGCUGGGUGAAAGGUUGUGAGGAGCACUAAUAAGGCCUUGAUUGCCUCCAGGAGCUUUAAUUAGCUAUAAUGUCCUUAGAUUAUGUGCUAAUGCAUUUAAACUCUUGGUUGAUGUGACUUUUAAAAAACUAAAAGACAUUGUCAUUAUUAACAUUUGUAUGAUCUUGAGAUGUCAAAUAAAACUUCUUCCCAAAUUGUUAA